AUGCACAUGCGCCCGCGCAGAAAAGUGGACUCAUUAAGAGCUGCUUUUUGUCAGGCGGCAGAAUGCGAGCCACAAUUAUUAGCGACAAGAAGCGAAUGUAUCGCUCGCGCUCGCGGCCGCCUCGCUCGCGACUGCGACAGGAUUUAUACCAUCCCACUACCAGUAGAUAUAGUUCUCAUCACCUUCAUUGUGCCAGCGUGCGAUCGCGCGCUGAUACACCAUUCACAGUACACUUUUGUUGCG
Brenthis ino (lesser marbled fritillary) is the source of this 243-nucleotide messenger RNA. The record is from the annotation of a GenBank genome assembly. NCBI's taxonomy places the organism in Eukaryota, Metazoa, Arthropoda, Insecta, Lepidoptera, Nymphalidae.